This is a messenger RNA of Linum trigynum, 741 nucleotides long. The record is from the annotation of a GenBank genome assembly. NCBI's taxonomy places the organism in Eukaryota, Viridiplantae, Streptophyta, Magnoliopsida, Malpighiales, Linaceae.
AUGGCGGAGAAAGCUUGCGUCAAGCGGCUUCAGAAGGAAUACAGGGCACUCUGCAAGGAACCAGUCUCCAACGUGGUUGCCCGUCCUUCCCCAAAUAACAUUCUUGAAUGGCAUUAUGUAUUGGAGGGAAGUGAAGGGACGCCUUUUGCAGGUGGAUAUUACUACGGAAAAAUCAAGUUUCCUCCUGAGUAUCCAUAUAAACCUCCUGGAAUUACCAUGAUCACUCCCAAUGGACGUUUCAUGACUCAGAAGAAAAUCUGCCUGUCAAUGAGUGACUUUCAUCCAGAAAGUUGGAAUCCAAUGUGGUCCGUAUCAAGCAUACUCACCGGGCUGCUUUCUUUCAUGAUGGACAACAGCCCCACGACAGGCAGUGUUAACAGUACCGUUGCUGAGAAGCAACGUCUGGCAGAGGCCUCUCUUGCUUUCAAUUGCAAGAACGCAACAUUUAGGAAGUUAUUUCCGGAGUAUGUUGAGAAGUACUACCUAGAGCAGCAGCAGCAGCAGCCUGGUGGGCAACCUGAUUCAGAUAUGGAACCGGAGAUUGCACAAGACGAGAACUCGAGGCCUAAGCCUGAAAAAGUGGACGGCCAUUUGGAAGAAGAUGCGAAAAGGGUAGAUGCAGCCAAGGAUGCAAGAAGAAACAAAAGAAAGCAGACAUUUCCUGCCUGGGUGGUGAUAUUGCUUGUUUCAAUCUUUGGGAUUGUAAUGGCACUGCCUCUGCUUCAGCUUUCACAUCCCUAG